Hyla sarda is the source of this 4591-nucleotide messenger RNA. Its product is annotated as angiopoietin-related protein 3-like. The transcript is spliced from 4 exons. Lineage: Eukaryota; Metazoa; Chordata; Amphibia; Anura; Hylidae. The coding region runs from base 92 to 805 and encodes 237 amino acids. Gene Ontology annotation, biological process: regulation of lipid metabolic process; triglyceride homeostasis. The record is from RefSeq and is a predicted model, not a curated record.
CAACAGCAAGCAAAGAGUUAACCUGUGGAAUUUACAGAACACUGAUUCUGCCUGUCUUGCUGUCUGUGGCUCAUAGAAUAAGAUCUCCUGCAUGAGAAGAAGAAGGACCAGACCGAUAACACACGUUUCUUCUUUUCAAGUCUAUAGUUCGCAAAUGUACACAAUGAGGGGCACCGGCAAACUCUUUUUGUUUUACUUAUUGUGUUAUCUAGCUCCACCAAUUCAGGGUGCUCGUGCAGAAUUGAAUUUAUACCCUCAAGAUGAAAUCAGACUACUCUCGGAAGGUCUUCUCCAGAUUGGGUCGGGAUUAAAAAGGGAAUUUAACCAUACAAAACAUCAAAUAAAAAGCAUUUUCCAGCAAUUAAAUCACUUCAAUGCAUCUUUGGCAAAACUCUCCGGACAAGUAAAUCAAGCGACUAAACUUGGAGUAGAACUGGACCAAAAAACAAGAAACUUUGAAGAUCAUGCUAAGCUUUAUGAGAUGCUUGCUGAGAUUUCAGAAGAACUAACCAAGCUGAAGGAAGAGGAAGCCACUCUGGACAACAAGAUCAAGCCUUUAGAAAGUAAGAUCCAAUCUGUCCUGGACAAAAGGAAUGAGAGGGAACCUAUUCUUAAUACAUCUGAUAUUCUGGCAUCUAUCGAAAGGCAAAACAUGCAAAUUAUCUCCCUUCAAGCAAUAGUGGACAGUCACCAAGACAAAAUCAAUUCCCAGGAAGCUAAAAUUCAAAGAUUGCAAAAGAAGGCCAACUCAAGAAGCACAAAGUCCAAAAAGAGACGCAAUCUUGGUGAAAAUAGUAAAGUUUGAGUGAAAUCUUUCAGAUGGAUGUCUCUGCUACACUCAGAACUACAUUGACAUGAGGAGGAAGCACUGCCCCCCUGUUAGUCACACUGCUACAGGCCUAAUGUCAUGAAGAAUUGAACUAUAAUUUAUUUCUCUAGAACUUCCUUUGAAAUAACAAAGCUGCCCAAUUCCGGUGCUGUAUUAUAGCUAGAUGUCCCAUCAGCAUUGUCUUCUCUGCAUGCUUUAUUUUUCCUCAGUACUGGAAUGCAUUAGACCGUGAAUUACUGGUGACUCUUCUAAUCUGGGAAAAGCACAUUCUGAUCAUCAGUGUCAGGAUGCAUGACUCAAUACUGCUCCAACUAGUAGCUGCGAGGUUGGUAAAAAAAAAUCGGAACAAAAUUGCACUGAAAAAAAAUCAGUUGAAACUGAGCUUGUUGCAAACUGUUUGUUUUCGGAGUAAUAGAUGUGUUAACCAUAUGGCAUCCAAAUGCCUUCCUUUUAAGUUCCUGAUUAUAGCUUCUUAACUACAAGGGGCACUACCAAAACCAGAUACUGAUGCAGCCUUUCAGGUUGAUCAGCAGUAGAAAGUAGAUCCAUCAUGAGAAAUCCCAUAAAAUUACAUUAAGCAAAAUGGCAUAAGAAGGUCUGCUGACCAUAUAAAGUACUUAUUGACAACAAGAAGUAUGUUUGUUGUGCACAAUGACAUCUAUCCUGGAGGACAGCUGGAUGAAUAGAAAUAUUGCAGGAUCUCCCUGCAGCAGGUGCUCAAGAUAGGUCUCCGGUGCAUGGUAUUAAAAAGUAAAAUGGAACUGGAUAAUUUACUAAUGGUAUAUGAUAAAGAAAAUAACAUUUAUUUUCAUUGGGAAGUGCCUGUGCAGCAAAUAGUUAAUGCUGGUGGGUUGGCAGUAUAACAAUAAUGCAUUCAACAGGUUUUAUGGGGGCUUAAAGAAUGGUGCUCUGCUCUGUGAUAUCCAUAUACCCUAAAAGUCAUAUGGCCAAGAUUGUUUAGUUAGAACAACUUAGAAUAACUAAAGAUUGUUAUCGUAAAGCUCUUUGAAAAAAUACCCCUUCACUCCUGAGAAAAAUAACAUACAAUUUGGUAUACAUAACACAAAACAAAUAGUGUAGGUAAAAGGUAAAAGUACCAUUUAAAAGAAAAAGAAAAAACAAACUUAGGCUCUGCUCCCAUUUUAUGGAAAGCUAAAUAGAGGUAGAACACAGACUGAAAAUACAGACAAGCAUAUUGCACCCUUAUCUACCUUGAAACCCCUCCCAAAGACCACUUCUUUGAGAAGACCAUCACCUAUCUGGACCAGAUUUUCUGUGACUGAUGUCCAAUUACACUAACAGUACUUGCCAUUUUCUUUGAGAAGACCCCAUAGAAGACCAAUUUAAAUCAAUUUGGGGUGGUCGUCUCAAAGAGGUUCCACAGUAUUUUAGAUAAGAUAAAACAAAUUGCUUUAUAUUUAACUUCCGCUAUAAAGAUUUUACAUGUCAUCAACCAUAUAAUCAUUGAGAUGACAUAUAAAGAAGGAAAUCUGUCAAAACAGCAAAUGUAUUAUUAGAAUUAUACUCUACGUGACCAAAUUUAAACACAGUUAUCUGAAUUAUACAGAGAUAUAUCUGAUGAAAUAAUACCACAGCCUCCAUAAAUAAUUAUUUCUUUUGCCAAAAAAAUGCAGACCAUUUUUGCCGUGUAAUCCCUCACUUAGUGAUAUGAAUCACCAAAACUCAUAUAAGACAAUAAAGGUGAGAGUUAACCUAUACAUAUUUAUUGUACAACAUAGAAAGUUAACAUAUAGUGUGGUAUGCAUCUAUUACUUGCUCUUAUGUCACUGGUUUUUGGUCCAGUGAAUGUAAUCCUUUACUAAAAUUUCAUCAGAAAUCCGCUUUAAGCACCAAACAAAUCGUGUGUGGAUGUGGAAUAACAGUGCAGCUGCCAAGUAGGGCGAAGUUCAGAGAGCUGAAUGCACUUUUCAUCUUCCUCCUCAAUACAUUCAGUUCUCAUUCAGCAGAUCACUGCCGUGCAGACAAAGCACAGUAUCAAGAAACAAUAAACAAUACUAAAAAGGGAGACUUUUGGUAUACAUAGAUUAAUUGCUAUCCAGCCAGGAAAUAUUUACUGUAUUGUGACCUCAGUCUGGGGAACAGAUUUUAUAUCUUCCUCUGUUCCUUGUAAAGGAUAUAUUUAAAUAUAAUUAUACUACUCUGGCUAAAGGUAACCGAAUGAGUUCUGCAUCUCCUAAUAUUCUGAGACUAUGUUCACACGAUGGAAUUUCCAUUCGGAAUUCCAGGUGGAAUUCCCCAUUGGUAUAGCAGAAUUACUGCUCCAGAAACAUCGGACGUGGAAAUUCAAAUUCUGGUGUCCGCAGAAAGAAUAGACAUGUCUAUGAGAUGGCGCAUUUCUGAGCAGUCCUAGUGCCAGCAUGUUCUGCCGGCGCUCCGCUGUCAGGGGAAUAUUCGCAUGGAGAUUUUCCCAUGUUGUUAACAUAGCCUAACAGUGCUCUGCUUAUAAAGCUACCAGUUCUAUUAAAAGGGGUUGCCCAAAGAGCUGGAGCGGCAAAUAUUCUUAAUUCAUAAAAAACAUACUCACAUCUUCAAUCUCCAUGCUCUGAUGGUUCUCCAUCUUUGUUUACAGGCUGCUAAUCAUGACAAACUGAGCUGACAUGUGACCCCUGCAGCCAAUCAGACACCUCAGGGGUCAUGCGUUGUGUGUACAUGUUUCCAUCUACUGACAGUAUGCAGCGAUCUUGUAUAACAUUUCAAUAUUCCAAGAAUAAGCUUUAUUUACAAACAAGUAGGAAAAAGCUUUUUGUCUUUAUGUAAACUAUACUAGGGGCAUAGGGGCAAUUCAUAAAGAUGUACAAUUCAUACAAUCUGCUGAAAUCUUUUUGCCCUUUUACACCAUGGGCACAAUUAAAAAAGUGGGGACGGCCUGGCAUAAAAGGUGUCAUGGCCUUACCCUGCAACUAAGUUAUCACGGUAUAUGCCAGGGAGCUGGCAUAUAAUGUGAUGGAAAUCAACUUAAAGGGGUUAUCCAGGAAUAGAAAACCAGAGCUAAUUUCUUUCAAAAACAGCUCAGCGUCUUUCCCCAGGUUGGGUGUGGUAUUACAACUUGGCUCCAUUCACUUUAAUGGAACUAAGCUUCAAAACCACAACCAACCUGGACACAGACGGGGAGCGGUUUUUGAAAAAAAUUAGCUGUUUUUCUAUUCCUGGAUAACCCCUUUAAGCUGUUGUAGAUUUCUGCACACAGCGGGCAGGACAGGCACAGCAAGGUUUUAUUCAUUGGCAAAAAGCCAUUUACCUAGCAAGGGACCAUGAGAAGAACAUGUAACCCCUAUGCAGAUGUUGCCACAAUCAGAUUUUAAUGCAUAGUGCCAGUGGUAAGCCACCAACAGUGUUCAAAAUAUUUUUUUACAUGAAGUAGGGCAUUAAAUAGCACAAAACUAUUUACAUAAAAAAUAACUUCUGUAGAGUGCUAAACACCUAUACAAUUUACAACCUAAAUGUGCUGACUACAAAACAGUAUUUCAUCUCUCCCUUUAGGACAUAAAUUUGUCAUAUGUGCUCUAACAAGUCUAACACAUCUGAAAGCUCUGAGACUUGGGACAUUCUACAUGAUUCUUCUGUCAAGUUGUCUAUUAAAUGUCAUGUAUCUGUAACACUAUCUUUUAUUUAUGCUAUUGUGUCAAAUACAUCUCACUUCUUUGUUACUGUACGCUAUUGUUUUUUUAUUUGUUAGCAUUUUUUAUAUGAAAAAUUUCUCCUUUUUCCUUUUGUGCCUAUAUUGAUUUCAAUAAAGACAUA